UAUAGGUGUCAAAUGUCAUCCCAUUUCUACAUGCCGCAGACGGAUUUAACAAGAAAUGUAAAUCCAACAGACACCCUGAGGCAUACAAGUAACAAAACAGCCAUUUUAGAUAUGUAGCUACAACCUUGAAAUGAAACAAUCAGAACCAAAUCUCCACCACUGCAAAUACUGCCUCUACCAAACCCCCUUCCAAAGCAGCCUAGUCCACCACGAAAAAACCCACUUCCAAAAACACUCACCCUUCGACUGCACCCACAAACCCCGCCACUACAAAUGCCCCACUUGCGAUUUCAAAACCGAACUUCUCGUAACUCUAAACCACCACACCAGAACCCACCACCCGUGCACCCAAGACGCCGACCGCUUCCACCUCUCCGACUUCACCAACAUCUACGUGUGCACAGAAUGCCAGUUCGAGACCAGCUCGAAACUGCUUUGGAUAGCCCACAGCGCCAAGAAAGUCAAGUUGAGGUGGCUGCAGUGCAGUUUGUGCGCUUUCAAGACCCAGAACUGGCGCUACAUCAAAACGCACGUGCUCAUCCAGCACAAGUGUCCGAAACUGCUCAAGUGGUUCGAAUGUGCGCAGUGUGCGUACAAGUCCAAGUACAAGAAUAAUUUGCGCACACAUAUUAUGAAUCAGCACUCGCAGUCGCAGGAGCGCUAUCAGUGCGAGUUUUGUUCGUUCUCGGUGAAGCAACGGGGGAAUUUGAAGCGGCACGUGCUGUUGGCGCACUCGGAUCCGACUAGCGUGGAGUGGUUUAAGUGCGAGCUGUGUUCUUAUAGGGCUAGGCAUAAGUUUAUUUUGAGGAAGCACGUGAUGAUAAAGCACAGCCCCCCGGAGAUGGUUAAGUGGUUUCAGUGUGAGCGCUGUCCUAUGAAGUACAAAACACGGAAUCACUUGUCGGCGCACGUCCUCACGAAGCACAACCCCAACGCUAAGUGGUACGAGUGCUCCCACUGCCCCAAGAAAUUCAAGUACAAGUUCGUCCUCAGCACCCACGUGCGCCUCAAACACACCCCCGACACCGACAUCGAGUGGUUCCCCUGCCAACACUGCCCCUACCGCGCCAAACUGCGCAGCCACCUCAAGCGCCACGUCGAGUGCAAACACACCAACCCCGAAGACUUCAAGUGGCAGCAAUGUGAGCACUGCCCCUACCAAGCCAAGCAGAAGCAGAGCCUCACCAAGCACGUCAUCAAGCACCACACUCCCCCCGAGCGCAUCCAGUGGAUCGAGUGCGCCGAGUGCGGCUUCCGCGCCAGGUACCGCGACGAGCUGCGCGCCCACGCCGCCUCCAAGCACACGCCCCCGGAGGCGGUGAAGUCGUUCAGCUGCUCGCUGUGCUCGUCCAAGCUGAAGACCCAGAGCGGCUUGAACCGGCACGUGCGCCAGAAGCACCUGGGGGAGGUGACGUGGUGGGCGUGCGACCAGUGUCCGUGCAAGUUCAAGCAGAAGGUGGGGUUGCGCCACCACGUGGAGAACAAGCACGACAAGGAGGAGAGGUGGUACAAGUGCGCGGAUUGCGGGUUCGAGACGAGGUCCGAGGGGUUCUGGAGGAGGCAUUUGACGGUGCACCAGGACGAGGGCUGGUACGAGUGCCAGUUGUGCUCGUUUCGGGCCCAAUUUAGGAAUAGUUUGAAGAUUCACAUGAGGACGAAGCAUGGGAAUUAGGGGGGGUAGGGGGGUUUGUGAUUUUUUCGUCGGUGUUAUUUUGUUUAGUUGUUGUGUUCAAAUAUGUUCCAUGUGUUAUUAAUAAAUAAAGAGCGGAUUUUAGGGC
Zophobas morio is the source of this 1778-nucleotide messenger RNA. RefSeq names its product zinc finger protein 335-like. The coding region runs from base 131 to 1672 and encodes 513 amino acids. Gene Ontology annotation, biological process: regulation of transcription by RNA polymerase II. The transcript has 3 exons. Lineage: Eukaryota; Metazoa; Arthropoda; Insecta; Coleoptera; Tenebrionidae. Gene Ontology annotation, cellular component: nucleus. Gene Ontology annotation, molecular function: DNA-binding transcription factor activity, RNA polymerase II-specific; RNA polymerase II transcription regulatory region sequence-specific DNA binding. The record is from RefSeq and is a predicted model, not a curated record.